Messenger RNA from Erpetoichthys calabaricus (reedfish), 1766 nucleotides. Its product is annotated as glutaminyl-peptide cyclotransferase-like. Lineage: Eukaryota; Metazoa; Chordata; Cladistia; Polypteriformes; Polypteridae. The coding region runs from base 552 to 1706 and encodes 384 amino acids. The record is from RefSeq and is a predicted model, not a curated record. The transcript is spliced from 7 exons. Gene Ontology annotation, molecular function: glutaminyl-peptide cyclotransferase activity; zinc ion binding.
UUGAGUUGGGUUCGUUCAAUGUUAGUGACUUCUGUUACCGGCAGGAGGGUUGGACGUCGCAUUGCUUUUUGUGAGAGAAGCGGGUCUGAAAUGCACGUUAUCAGCGGCUCGGCGCGUUUGUCUAGAUCUCCCUACACACUAGAAUCGCGCUGACUUACGGACGGUUUUGUGUACUUUUUUUUUUUUAACCCAGCAUGUUUUGUUGUAUGAAGAAGUUAAAAUUCUAACGUGGCGUGUCACUGGUGGAUUCCAAACCAUGAAUUUAACAGGACCCCAAAUUUCAAAGUAGCGACACCUUCCCACUAGUGGAGCUACGACCACCCAAACAUCUGCUGACAGUCUGAAGUGCAAUGAGAGACAACGGAAGUCCAAUCGUCAUGCGCGCUCACGUUUCUUUUUAAUCCUGCAAAUCGCACGGAUGCUGUGAUCUUGGACCCUGUUCUUGUUUUAUUUAAAGAACGUGAACUCGCGUCCCUUAAACGAGCGCAUGACGUGGCUCAAGCUGAAGCGCCGAGUCAGAGCAUCGCUUAGGAAGAAGAGACAGCUGGGCCAUGUCGAGAACUAGCAAGCGCUCCAAGCCUCCCCCGGGCAGCAAUGGUCAGUCGUGCGGCAGAUCGCGGCUUCCCAUCUUCAUCGGUAUCUGCGUGGUGGCGCUGCUCGUAGUCUGGGUGCUGAGCUUCUAUCUGACCUACGUCCCAACCAGCAGUAACGUUCGUCGUGAUCCUGGCGCAUGGGAGAAGGAAAAGUUUUCCCACAAAUUCAGAAAGCUGUCCAGCACGCAGGUCCGCCGACUUGCUUCACUUGUGGAUCGGCGGCGACUCUGGGAGACGUUUCUUCAGCCGAUGCUAAUUGAAAGGUAUCCAGGAUCUCCCGGCAGCCAAGUGGCAAGGCAGCAUAUCGCCAACUGCCUGAGCUCACUGUCUGCUGGGUGGACGGUGGGCUUCGACACAUUCAGUGCGCUGACGCCUAGGGGGCAGGUGUCCUUCUCCAAUGUUAUGGCUGUACUAGACCCAGAUGUCCCUCGUCGCCUCCUUCUGGCAUGUCACUAUGAUUCCAAGUAUUUUCCCACUGAUGAAAAGGGGAGGGUCUUUAUAGGGGCCAGUGAUUCUGCCGUACCCUGUGCUAUGCUGCUGGAGCUGGUCACUGCGCUGGAUGCAGAGUUACGAACUUUUAAGCAACAGAGGUUGCCGUUGACACUACAACUGGUGUUUUUUGAUGGUGAAGAGGCCUUCAGUGAAUGGACCCCCACAGACUCCUUGUAUGGCUCUCGGCAUCUGGCAGGAAGAAUGGCAAAGACGAAACACCCCAGUGGGGCUGUAGACACUACCCUACUGGACAGCAUCGACUUGUUUGUGUUACUGGAUCUGAUUGGCUCUCCAGAUCCACUCUUCGUCAAUCACUUUGACAAUACGGUCCACUGGUUUGACCGCCUGGUGCUAGUGGAGAAGCGUCUCCACAGGCUUGGCCUGCUGUCUUCACACCCUUCUGAGCAGACAUACUUCCGCAAGGAUUUUUACCUGGGACCUGUUGAGGAUGACCAUGUGCCUUUUUUAAAGAAAGGCGUGCCUGUUCUCCAUCUUAUCUCCACUCCCUUCCCGCCCGUUUGGCACACAAUGGACGACACUGAAGAUCGGCUUCACGCCCCCACUGUGGACAAUCUCACCCGCAUCAUGGCCGUCUUCAUAGCAGAGUACCUCGGCUUGUGAUCCUCCCCGCCACAGUUUGCCCAGUUCUGGACUUCCACUUCAGAUUUCUGUCCCCGUUUA